UUUAGUUUUCGAUGGAUGUUUUCCGAAGAGAUCGUGAAUUCUCAUAUUUAUUGUGGUAUUUAAUAACGUAAUAAAAUCUCGAAUAGUGAAAUAACGUUUUCCGCGAUGUAAAGAGUGUUUUUUCGUAUAUUAUUUAAGCUGCCCUGGUGUCAAUUCCACUAAAAAAUGCUUGUGUUUACAUCCAAGUUUAAAGUGAGCUUCUGUAUUCCUGUCAUAUUAAGCCUAUGGUUCAGAAUCCUCAAAUAGCGGAAUCGAAGAGCGUGGUAUCCCGUCAAGCUGCCGGGCGAGGAUAGCCAUUCGAUCUUAAUUUGCUCGAGUUUCCAAUUGGCGUGAUCGAAAGGCCUCCAAAACGUCGACCCCGUCGGUGAUCAAGUUAUCGGGGGGUGGAACAGGUGGGGGUGGGGAGCAAUUGUCCCCAGGGUCUGACCCACCUCCCCCGGUAUCCCCAGCCGAGCAUACCGAUACUAACGAGAAUGAUGUCGCUACGUCGAAAUGCGUUGACAGCUUUCCACAGAACGCUGAAACCACCAUGAGCUUUGUCCUGCAAUUGGGCACGGUAGAAACAUCCCUCGAAAAGAACUCUGAUACUUUGCCAUCUUCGUCGAUGAAUCAGGAAAGUUCAAACAUAGCCGUUACUGGAAACGAUGAUACCGGCAAAUCUCAGAUUCUUCAAUGUUUAGAAAGCAGCGCCGAAAUUUCAGCCGGUCAUGUUAUUUCCUUCUCAACUGUAAAAUCAGUUAGCGUUACUUACCCGAUGGCGAAAGCUGUUAGGGAAGUGCAGAGAAUUACUGGUUCUCAAACAAAUACCACGCAGGUAUUGUCGACUCGCGUGAUCUCACAGAAAGUACCGUCGUCUAUCCAUCAGACUCAAUCCGCACCUUUAACACUAAACGCAUCUUCCAACAUUACCCAUAUCCCGGUAAAUACUCAGUCUUUGCCAUCGCCAGGCAGCGGAAUGGCACAUGUAUAUCCUUUGCAACACGCGGUGUCUACACAGAGCAAACAGCAAACUAGAAAUCAAACAGUCACCUGUGAGAGUAAACAACAACAACAACAACAACAACAACAGACUACGAUAUCUAGUUUGCAAACUAGCAUGCCCUUGAAGGUUCAACCAGUAUCUUCGCAAUUAGUUGUAAGCAAUAAUGCAGUUAGAGCCAUCACUACCGCUACUUCAUUGCCCAAUAUUCAAAGGAUACAUGUGAAGGCGCAAAAUAUCGUUGGACAGGCUCAGACAGUUAACUUGCAGAAAGUGAAAGCUGUGACUAAUGUCAGUCAAGGGGUAACCGUUCAAAGAAAUUCCGUACCGAGGAUACAAACUGUACAAAAGACUCAAGUGUCAACAGUUACAUCCCAAACUACCCAGUUCGCUGUUAAUCAAGUCACGAACAAUGCCAAUAUACAGAGAGCUCAACAAGGCAAUCCGACUCUCCAGAAAGCACAAACAAAUACCGCGAGCACACAGAAAGUAGCGCAGAUCUAUAAUAACCAAAAGAUGUCAUCACAGAUGUUAAAUAGCCAUCCGAAUCAUAAAGCACAAUUACAACAAAUAACGAGUAAUCAACAGCAGGGAUUACAAAAAAUACAAGUUCAAUCACAGAAAACGGUAACUGUGCCAAGACAACAAUCAAACACUACAGCAGGGAAUAAUGUUCAAAAAUCUAACAAUUCUGUAGCUGGCAUACAGAAAGUACAAGUAGUAGGACAAGUACAAUGUCAACAGCAAUUGCCACAGGUCCAAAAACAUGUGCAACAAGUUCAGCCAUCACAACAUCAAAGAUCACAAUCUACAGCAGCCUUGCAAAAAUCUCAGACUGUAGCCACAGUCAAUUCUAAUAGAGUGCAAUCAAUCACCAAUGUUUGCAAAAGUAAUAGCGUUCCGAAUAUUACCAAAACAUCGCAAAAUGCCAAUUUAUUAACUGUGAACAAGCAACCAGUAAUCUCACAGCCGCAAAAUUUACAAUCACAGCAAGUACAUAUCCAAAACUCGUCCCAAUUACAACAACAGUUGUUACAACAAAGUUCACAACAACAAUCGCAGCAACAAAUGGUGCAAAAACAGCCACAACAACAGCAAACGAAUACGAAUUUACAAACACAAAGAAGUCACAAUAUUACAAACGUCCAUCAAAAGGUUGCGACGAUUGCGACAAUUCCCAAUAACCAACGAACCCAAGUUGUAAAUUCUAAAUUACAGCAGCAACAGAUGGUAAUGAGAGUAGGCGUACCAAAGAACCAAACACAAAAUUUACAAAGCAAUUUAAAAAAUGUAUCUCAAAAAAUUACGAAUACGGUUAAAAAUUCAAAUUCACAGAAUGUCGUGCAACAAUCAUUGCACAGAAAUACGAACGUGCAGCCAGUAAAAAUAAUCCAGCAACAACAGAAUGUUAUAGGACCUCAGAAUGCUCAAAAACAACCUGGAUGCAUCAAAACAAUACCGCCACAAAAACCAGCCCAAAGGAAUCAUACACAGAAAGUAACCGGUAUUAAGACCUCUUUAAAUACAAACGUAGCUUCUGUAAAAAAUCAAGGAUCAACAACUGCAGUCGCACAAAAGGCAAGCAUCAAAACAUUGCUUCCUCAACAGACUGUUGCUACGAAUAUGUUGAUGCAUAAAAAUCAACCAAUUAAAAUUCAACAGCAAGCGAUACAACAAAAACAGCUUAUCACAUCAUCGCAGUUUCCUCAACAAAUUAGGCAGCAAUCUGGACAAGUGAAGACAUUAUUACCAGUAACUAGUAUGGAUACUCGCAAGGAUAUAGAAAACAAAACUGAAUCUGAAUUGCGUGAAUCGAAAGAAGAUGAACGUCAACAACGUCCUACAACUCCAAUUAUAAGAAUACCCCCUCCUUACGAGUGUCUUCAGUACGUCCUACAGGAUCACAAUUAUGGCGCACCACCUCCACGAACACCAUCGCCUCCGUCACCACCGUCUCAUCCAAAGCAACCCAUCAAUGGUGGCGGAAAUUCGACUGCAACUUCUCAGCAUUCUUAUAUUUAUGGAAAAGUUGUUACUGGCACUAAUGUGGAUGAUGAUGCAGCCAGUGUUAUUAGUAGUGAAACAGGUAGAGAUGCUGAAUUGGAAGGUGAAGAAACAGAAACGGCUCCUGAAGGAGAAGGAGACGAUGAAGACAGUGUUACUAGAUGUAUAUGUGAUUUUGAACAUGAUGAUGGAUACAUGAUUUGCUGUGAUCGAUGUUUAGUAUGGCAACAUGUUGAUUGCAUGGGUAUAGAUCGUUCUAACAUUCCUGAUGAGUAUCUUUGUGAAAUUUGUCGACCACGGCGUGUAGAUAGACAAAGAGCACGUGCUUUGCAAAUGCGUAAACGAGAAGAAUUGUUAAAUUCGGAUACAUCAUCCGAUACAUCAUCUACCAGUUCAGCAGAUACUGAUGUUGGUGUAAACACAAUUCCAAAAAAACGAACUAUACAACAGCAAAUUCCUCGACGAAAAUCCGAACCACCGCAAGUAAGGCGACUGAAUAAUAAUAAUAACAACAAUAAUAAUAAUGUCGCAAAAAGACAAAGAAGAGAUUCACAUCCGAGACAAUCUAGUACUGUUCGUAAGAAAGAAACUACAAAACGUGGUCCAGGAAAACGUAAAGCAAAACGAAGAAUGAGUUUAGAAGAUAAAGAAGAAGAAACUCAAGAUACAUGGAGUUCCAACGUCGCACCAUUAAGACAAUGGAUCGAACGUUACGAAGAAGCUGUAACGAAUCAUUAUAGUCCAGAAUUAAGAGCUAGGAUAUCAUCUAUUAAAGUGAAUGGCACACAUAGCGAUUUAAGACAAAAUAAUAUGAAUGUUAUUGCCACUGGAAAAUAUAGGCUCAAUGUUCACAGUAAUAAUGUUAGGUUUUUGGUGGCAACAAUGUAUCUUCCACCAAAUACACCUGUCGUUGAAUUACGUGGAAAAUAUAUGUUAAGUACACAACAUCGACCAUCCUAUCCUCAAGGAAGACAACAUACCCAGAGACCUGGACCUUUUGUAUUCUUUUAUCGAUUACCACGAGAUGGUACUGAAGUUUGUGUAGAUACCAGAACGUAUGGAAACGAUGCUAGAUUUGUGCGACGUAGUUGUAAACCUAAUGCGGAAGUGAAACACUGUAUAGAAAAGGGAACAUUACAUUUAUAUAUUGUGACCACAACCGCAAUUGAGAAAAAUGCUGAAAUUACAAUCAGACAUGAACAACACGAUCUCCUGUUGUCACCUAAUCCAAAUAGCUCUAUGAUGCCUAUUGUCUGUGCAUGUAAUAAUCCAAGAGAAUGUCAAAUAAUAUCUCUAAAUCAAUUAAACAGAAGAGGAAGUAAUGGAGCAUUGGCUGAAAAUGCUGAUGGUCGAGAACGAAGACGAAGGGGUAGACGAAAUACAAUUUGCGAGGAUAGCGAUUCUUCGACUGUGAUGUCUAAUAGUACUAUUAUUGCACAACCUGCACCACCACCAACGACAGUAUCAUCAGUAUCUACACCACUGAGAAGAACAGUUACAACCACUAUAGCGUCAAAUACAAUGCGUCAACUAUCUAAGGAAGAAUUGACAGUAGUUCAACAGCCACAGACUUCUCCAAAUUUAAAUCAAUCUAUACCUUCGGAAACUAAGAAAGACAAAAAGAAAAUGACCAGAGAAGAAAGAAAAAUGGAAGCUAUUAUGAAAGCUUUUGAAAGAUUGGAAAAAGCGGAACAAAGGAAACAAGAAGUUCAAGCACGAAAUGCACAACGAAAGGAAUCUGGUGGUACGCAUAGCGAUAAUGAAGAUAGUCAUAGUUUGACGAUGCAAUCUAAACAGAAACAACAAAAUUCUGAAAGACCUUUGAGACGGAAAAGAAAAAAAGGUAGAGCAAGAACUACUAGUACUUCUCAGUCACAAGGUACUAGCCGAAGAACAAGAUUGAAUUCUGCAGAUUCCGACGAAUCGUCUGGAGAAGAAAGUAAUUCGAUGCAAUCACCACCUUUAUUGAGUCAAAAUCAUUCGCAAAAUCGAGAUACUUCUUAUUCUUCUUAUUUAAAUACGCCUGCCAAGAACACGAAUGAAAGUGUGACGACACCUGCUCAUCAAGGAAUUCCAACAGCUGCUGGUCUGCUCUUAGCUUUAGCAAAUUCUAAUGCACCUGGACCUAGUUCACCACCUCUACAGCAACCAACACCAGUUAAGAGUCCAACUUGCGAUAGUGGUGCAAGCAGCAGUUCUCAAAGUUCAACUCCAUCUACUCCUUUAUCUUCGGCUUGUUUGCUAGUCGCAGCAGCAGUUGGUCCUUUAGCUCCUGGCUUUAAAUUUCCAAAAACCAAAAAAGUUCUAAUGAAUGAAUGGUUAAAAGAGUCUCCUGAUCCACCACAAAGCAAUAUAUCUCAAAUGUCACCAUUACCAGCAUUACCACCAGCUUCCACUUCGAAUUCGAUAAAUUCUCUUUGUAGAUCAGAUUUUUCUUUACCAACAGACACAUCAGCAGAAUUUUUAACACAGAGUUAUGCGGCUAAGAGUUUAGCAACUCUUGUGCAAGCAGCAAAUUCUGUCUCUGGAAUUUGCGAUUCACCACCACAACGCAAACAAGCGAUUAGUGGCAAUACGGUAUGCCCUGUUUCCACAGGAUCUGCCAAAAAAAGAUGGUUACGUCAAGCUAUAUCCGAAGAAUGUGAUUCACCGAAUAGUCGACCAGAUAGUCCGCCGACUAAUGAAAUGGUAGCUCCACCAAAGAAAAGAAGAAUAGCCAGAGAAAGUUUGUCAUCAGAUAAUUAUACUCCACCAACUACACCUACUAUGUUAGUUCCUGAAUCUACUCCGAAUAAUAGAUCUUUGUGUCCUAAUGAAGAUGAUUUUAUCGAGCAUUUACAAUCGUCAUUAAUUGAACAGAAUGAUGAACGUCAUAUGACAACAGAAUCUAUAAAACAGGAAGUUGUUUCUCAUGUAAAUUCGGAUGAGACUGUACGGCAAAAACUUUCGAUAGAUAUUCCACAGGAUUUUCAAGUUAAAACUAUGAAAUCUGAAAAACAUAUAGUACAGAUGAACACUUCAUUGGUCAAGGAAGAAAACAUUGGAAUAAAAAAAGAAAAGAAUAUAGAAAUGGAUUGUGACACUUAUAUGCAUUUGGAAUCAAAACCUUUUAUUAAAGAUGAAUUACGAUCUAUUAAAAAUGAAUUUGUCAACAAUCAAAAGGAUAAGAGUAAAGAAGAAUACAUUAUUAAAAAGGAAGAAAAUUCAAACAUAGAAAAAGGUACAGUUGAGAUAAUCGAUCAGAAUGAAGGUGAUACAGAAAUGGAAGAUUUCAGCUCACCAAUUGCUGUUAUGGAAUCAGAUGCAAUUCUAAAGCAACGAGUAGCUGAAAUGAGACUUGAAUAUGGAGGUGGUAUAAAUGAGAUAGUUAAAAUUGAAGAUGAUAAAUGUGAUGAUGAUAAAAGAUCUGAGGAUACAAAAUGUGAAAUAAAAUCCGAUGAUAAUAUGUCAAUUGAUGAAUUUGAUGUUGAAGCUCAGAUGAAAAAAAUUACUGGCGAUGAUGGAAAUGAUUAUAAAGAAAAAGUAGAUACUAGUUCCGAAAAAGAUAAAAGUAUGGAUGGCAUCGAGGGUUUAAUGGAAAGCUCUAAGGAAGAUUCAGAAUCUGAGGAUAAAGAAAUGGAUGAUGUAAAAUAUGAACCAUCAUUCAAAUCAUUUAAUUUAAAUCAUGAAGAAAAAUUGUUUAAAGAAUUUGAAAGCAAAUCUGAUCCUGAUCCUGAUCCUGAUCCUGAUCCUGAACCUGAACCUGAACCUGAACCUGAUCCUGAUCCUGAACCUGCUCAGAAAAUAGAACAGCCGUCCGCAUUUGUUACGUCAUCAGAAGAAUCCAUUUUCGAGUCUGCAUCCUCUAAUAUGGAUACAGAAUCUAUUGUAGAACCACCAAAGAUUUUUCAUUCCAUUCCACCAUUAAGUGAACGUAUUCGUAAAAAAACAGAAACUACAAAUGCUUCAAAAAGUCAAUUGAAUUUUGAAGCAGCUAUAAUCGAAUCUACCAUUAAUAUGGAGACAGAAGAUGAAUCAAAAAAUGGUGAAGAAAAAUCUAUGCUUUCAACGGCUUUAAGAGAAUUGCUGGAAGCUAAAUUGGAUGAUCUGACACCUAAUGAUGCUAAAGAAGAAAUGAAUAAUACUGAAGAAAAUAAUACUAUGUAUAUCGAAUCAAAAUCUGAGAAUUCGGAACAAAAUAUAGAAAUAGAAGAAUCUGUAUUAAAACCUAUUUCUCAAAAUGUUCAUAAUGUUCACAAUGAAGAAAUUCCAAUAAAAGAAGAGGAAGUUCCACCUAAAGAAAUCAAACGAUUAAAGGAUCCGAGAACGGUCGUUCCAAAUAGUAUGCCAGCUCCUACAUUUAAACCUGAAACAAUUCCUCCUGUUAAACGAAAGUUAUCCAUAUCAGAAUAUCGUAAACGGAAACAACAAUCAUCUGGAACACCUCCAGAACCUGAACCAUCGAGCGAUUCUACAACAGAUAAAAGCGGAGCUAGAGGUAGAUCAGACAGUGCGAGCAGCGGAACUUCAUCACUUAGUUCUGAUGAAGAAGGUUCAAAAAUUUCAUUAUCUCUCGAUAUACCAACCUUAACCACAUUACCGCUUUUCAAUAAUGCGGAAGGAGAAGAAAAAAAAGGUGGUGAGGAGGGAACAAUUGGUUGGUCUGCAGCACCAACUUUAGUUGAGCGUCAAAGAGAAAAUCUUACAGAAAGACUAAAACGAGAAUUUGGAUUAUUUCUUAGCGACGACGAAGAAGAAAGAGCUCGCAAACACGGUCUAACAGCAGAGGCAAUAUUAAAAGCGCGAAAAGCGUCUCCACCUCAUCCCAAUGUAUCAAAUACUCCACCAGGUUAUCCUUUACCACAAUUGCCUCCUCAACCUUAUAUUCCUCCUCCAGGAUCCGCACCUAUUCAUUAUCCUCAAUUCCAAGCUAAACCUUGUUCCGUUCAAUAUCCAAACUUCACAGUCCCACAGAACACUUCACAACCCGUCUAUGCAAAUGCUACGCCUCAGACUUCUGCAAACAAGCAGACACAACAAUUCUUAAUACCUCAAGCGUCACAAGCACCGCCGGGCUCGAAUCCAUAUCCUCCUCAAUUUAUUCCACCAUCUACCACUGCAGUAUCGAUCUCCAAGUAUACAUCUGUGACUCCGCCAUCUGGAAAUCAAAUAUAUCCUGCAACUGGCCAAUCGCAAAAGCAAUUUUACAAUCAUCCGGCACCAAGAUCUUAACCCACAUAAAAGGUAGUGCUAUCGAAAAGUUAUUAGUUGGGAAAUUUUUAUUAUACUUGGCCGGAUUAUGAAUUAAAUCAUUAAUUCAUAACACCAGAAUAAACACCAGGUUCAUGGCUGGUUGCUUAAUUCCAUUAGAUUAAAAUGUUAAGUUAUCCUUUGUAGUUUAAAAUGAAAGGGAGUGAAACAAGAUAUUUUGAGUGUGGAACAGAAAAUAAAUUCACGAUCUUUUCUUUCUUAUGUCGUUCGUGUUAUAGCAAAAGGGUAUUUAGAUUAUAUAUGACAAAAUGAUAAUUCAUGCACACGAUUGGCAUGUGAGAAGAGAUUCGUGAUACCAGGUGCUACACUGUUCUCGCUUAUAUAAAAAACAUUAUGCGUACACCGUUGACUGCGAAGGAAGAAACAUAAGAAAUAUUAAUGCUUCUGAUGGUUUCGGAGACGCACUCGAUGGAAUUCGCGUGGCCUAAAAUGACAAUUAAGUAUUUUGAACUGGAAAAAGGAACAGAGAAAAAUGAAAGAAAACAAAAUGUAGUGUUCUUGUGUAUUAUGUAUAAUGACCGUGUUUAAGAAAAUUAUUGGCAUCUAAGUAUUAUGGCCAAAAGUGUAUUGAACAUUGUACACUUUUAAUAUCGGUGAAAUGGUGCCCUAAAAAACAUUUAUAUAUAGCAUUAGUCCAAUUUUGACGAAACUAUAACAAAGUUGGAAUUAAUCCGAAAUGAUAAUGGUGAUAUACAUUGUUUCGGAAACUCUACAGUUAUAUAUAUUAUAUAUGUAUACACAAAUACACAGAAACAGAUACACAAACGUGCAUACUUACAUUGUAAUACGAUUUUUCUGUAAAUAUCAUUUGCAUAUAUGCAUAAUAUAACGAUAUUAAAAUGUACAUUUAACCUUAGUUAAGGAUAGAGGGAGAGAUACAGAAAAAGUUAAAACACUGUGCUGUGAGUUGCAAUUUUUAUUUUUAUUUUUUUAUGUUUUUUAUUUGAUUUCUUUUUUUCUUUUUCUUUUUUUUUUUUUUUUCUUUUAAAAAAAAAAGAACAAAAAAGAAAAGAGUAUCGGCAUGAUCGGAAUCUUAAAGAAAACAAAAAAAAAAUAACUUCAUAAAAGAAAGAUUUCAUAGAAUUCAAAUGGAACAAUAUCACUGCACAGUGACAGAUUCAUUAUCGAAAAUUGGAAUUACCGCUUUUCGAUUCCAUCGUGAUGAUGAACAUCGAUUUUAUGGGAAGAAAAUAAGCCUAUUUAGGCUAAAAUUGUACAGUUGAAAAGAGAAAAUAUAAAUCUAGACUGAAUUUCCCAGGUAUCGAUUUCAUCGCUCUGUACCUCCUGCUAAGAGUCUGACACAUCUUUUCUUUUAAGAAUUGUUUUUUUGCGCUCAAAUUUUCAAAUUUCCCUUCAUUGUUUUUUCCUAAACACGAUCGAUAGUACAACAUGAUUUUAGUUGAUAUUGAGAGGCGUCUCCGCGACAAAUAUUUUUUAUUUGACGAUCCUUGGAAAUCCUGAAACUAAACAUUCAUUCUGAAGUACAAAGCUCUUUAAGAGGCGAUAUAGAGAAAGAAUGUAUUAAAAGAGAGAAAGAGAGGGAGAGAGAGGGAGGGAGAGAGAGAGAGAGAGAAAAUAAACUGCAAUAAGAAAAAAGAAAUUAGUAUGGCAGGAAAAUUGUAGGCUAUUUUUUGUAAAGAAAAAAGUGAGAAAACGAAUUAACGAAUGCGUAAGUUGUUUGCAUUUUUUUUUCGUUCUCGGAAUUUGUAGAUUCUUCUAAUUGUUCCGUACUAAGAAGGAUGUCAAAUUUUUUUUAAAAAUUUAUUUAUUUGCAUUGUAAAUUUAGUUAUUUUCUUUUCUUCCUUUUUAACCCGGUGAUCGAUGAUUUCUCUUAUUUUUCUUUUUUUUCUACUUAAGUGUAAAUGUUUGAUUAAGGACAAUUCGCCCAGUGUACAGUGUUGUACAAAGAUUUCAUAUCGAAAUCGUUGCGUAUUUGUCGUGUGUACAUAUAUAAAUAUUAAAUACGUUAAUUAAUUACGAUAUUUCUUAUUCGGAGUUCCUCGUUGUAAUAUGAGUUAUGAUUAUUCGGCUCUUGUAUACUUCGCAGAUUUUAAACUCACAUUUAAUAUUCUAUUCAAAAAGAAUACAUACACACAACGAAUUAUUUCUCUCGAUCAAAGAGAAAUUUUUUAGCUGGAAAAUUUAAAUUAUACUGAAUCUAAAGGCCAUAAAUAUUUCUUAAUUUCCACUCUAUUUCCAUCAUGUGCAAUAAUAAAAAUAUAAAAAAAAUCAUAUAAACA
This is a messenger RNA of Apis laboriosa (Himalayan honeybee), 10473 nucleotides long. RefSeq lists its product as uncharacterized. The record is from RefSeq and is a predicted model, not a curated record. Lineage: Eukaryota; Metazoa; Arthropoda; Insecta; Hymenoptera; Apidae. The coding region runs from base 530 to 8194 and encodes 2554 amino acids. Gene Ontology annotation, molecular function: protein binding. The transcript is spliced from 13 exons.